Arctia plantaginis is the source of this 333-nucleotide messenger RNA. Lineage: Eukaryota; Metazoa; Arthropoda; Insecta; Lepidoptera; Erebidae. The record is from the annotation of a GenBank genome assembly.
AUGAACAAUUUUAAUGUAAAUCGCGGAGCACCGCGUGGCAGAAUUCCGGCAGUAACCGCCGAGGAGCGCGCGAAGCCCAACGUUGCUCGAACACACACAAUAUCUCUUCAAGAAUUGGAAGAUAAUAAAUAUAAAAGCUCAGAUCGACAAUCAACGGAACCAAUUGCUUCCGAUGAGGACAAGUUAGAUUAUUCUUCAGGAAGCUCCAACAAUUGGUCUAGAAAAGAAUCAGAAAGUAGUAGUGAAGAAGAAAUGGAUAUAAGGAAGAGAAAAGUUAAGAAAAACUCUCAUGUAGAAAUUAAAAAGAAAGAAAAGCCAGGAAAUAAACGUUAG